GGAAGAAAAAUCAAAAUUUGGUGCUUUAGAGGAAAAUCUGGGAAAAAACUGAAACCUGGAAGAAGAUGAAUGAGGAGCAACUCUCCCGUCUCUGUCGAUUAAUCACUGAGCCUCUCAGUCGUUUCACCAUCGAACAGUCUACCAUCUCACUCACCAAAGAAAUCGAGAACGAUAUCUUAAUCGCUCUCUCUCGGGUGCAGAGACAAAUUCAGUUACUGACUCAAGAACUUGACUUCGACUCUGACAAUUAUAUGGAAGUGAAAGCAUCUACAUGCCACAGCCUGUCUUCAAGUGGCUUGAACUCGUGUUGCAAAGAUCAUGAGUGCCUCAGUAAGAUUUUUCUUCACAUAAUUAGUUUUCUGCCUAUUGGGAGCAUAUAUGUUCAGCAUCUGGCCAGCAAUGUUCUUGUGGCCAUCUGCAGAUACCUGGUUGAAUUGGGAAGCAGUGUGGAGAGAUUUCUUCAGUUAUCUUGCCUUUGUCUUGAGAUGACGGUUAAUGAUUUGGUUCACUAUUCUGGGAAACCAAAAACUGUCAAAGCCCUGAUAUCUUGUUAUGAACCAUCAGGUGUCAUUUUAACCUUCAAAUCAAAAUUAAAAAAUGCAAAUUGGUCUAUGGCAGCAUGCAUUCUUCAUGUAUUACGUGAUAUAUUGAAGUUCCUAAAGCAGGACGAUAACAGUUAUUUAGAAGUGUACAUGAAUAUAGUAUGUUCUCUUGAAGAAAUCCCCUGGCAGUUGUUGAAUGAUAGUUCCAAAAGCUGUUCAAGGGAUGUCCGAUUGCAUCUAGAUGGGCAACUUCAGUCGAGAAUUAUGUUCUGCGGAAAUCUUAUUCAGUUAUUCUGUUCCUUAGUAGAAGAAUGUAGAUCAUCCAAAGAAGCAGAAAGUUGUUCAAAUGAGCACCCUAUUAUUGUUAAAAUCCUGGACCUUAUUCCUAUGCUUUUCAACAUCUGCCUUGGUGAAAAACAAAGCGGAAAUUUUAUGUUUGGCUACCUCAGGCACAAGAUAUUGAUGCUAAUGAUUCGAGUGAGUUCCAACAUUCGCAUGGAAAGCCGUGUUCUUGCUCUUUGGUUGCAACUUAUCCAUAAGAAUUUCGAAGAUCUCUUGUUCCAGCCCAUGACUCAGGAAAACUCUGUUUGGGACUGUUUAGAUGGAUCUCCAUUUCAUUCAAGUCCGGUUGAUAUGAGAAGAUUUAAUACAUCUCUUCAUUUGCAAAGGCUGGUUGUUUUCCUUGUCAUAAGGUGUUCAUUCUCUUUGGCUGACUUGAAGGAACCAUCCACCAAAAGUUGUGACUGUACAAACUUGAACUGUUUGGAAUCAAAGUUAACUUCAAAUCUGAACUGCUGUGGAGUAAAAGGUUUAAAUGAACUUUACUGGUGGAUGCAGGAGCACCUUCCUCCAAAGGUGUUUCCCAAAGAUUGCACAAAGUUCACCUUGUCUUUCAUUCGGCUAUUCAUCAAUGAGGAUGAUAUCCUAUUUGAAGUGCUUUUGCUAGUGAUCUGUACACCUUUCUCCGCAAUGCAGCCGGUUUCCAAAGAUAAAUGGCCUCUUGUGGUGAAGGAUGAUAUUUUGCUUUUAUUUUCACUUAUCUUCAAUCCCAUACAUAUGUUUCAUCUCUUUCUUGCUGAGCUUCACUAUGAUCAUCAACUACUUCUUGAUUACCUUAUCUCAAAAGAUGAUGGUGUCAGAUCGGCUGAAUAUCUUCUGAGGUCCUUGCGCUUAGUAUGUAAUUCGUGGGAUGAGUUUACGGAGUUUUCAGUAGAGAAGAAUGUUCUUUGUAGCGACAGUGUAUUCAAAUUAUCUGGAAAGAAAAGGAAAGUUCUUAGUGGCGGCUUUAGUCCCCAGGAACACCCGACAUCUGAGCCUAUGAAGAAAAACAGGUUUCCAGGUUCAUUUGGGGAAGUGUUCGUCAAUUCUCAGAGCCAACAGUUUGAGCAUGCUAAGGAUUGCUUGCUUUUACUGAAAACAUCUUUGGAGAAACUACAGAAAAAGAAUUUGUUCCCGUAUAACCCAGAAUCACUUUUGCGGCGAUUAGGGAAGUUUCAGGAGCUUUCACAAAGCAAGUAAAAGUAUAAAUGUGUCUGCUCUAUCAGCUUCAGCUCAGUAAUGCUCUCAAAUAUUUACCUUGCACCUUUUCAAGAUGAAUUUUGACUAGUUCAUCAAGUUAUGUUUGAUGAAUCUCGAGUUUAACUUUGUAUGUUCAGUGUUUGUAUUAUUAGAAUUCGUGGUUAUGAUAAUUUUAAGGGCGCCCUAAUUUUAAUAAUCCAAUUUUAAUAUUUAAAAAGGGCUAAUACAUUGAUCCAUUAUUAAACUAUCCGUGGAUCUUGUAAAUCUCCACUUAAAGUAUGUAUCGUUUUGA
This is a messenger RNA of Impatiens glandulifera, 2352 nucleotides long. RefSeq lists its product as uncharacterized. The transcript has 12 exons. Bases 66 to 2060 code for a protein of 664 amino acids. The record is from RefSeq and is a predicted model, not a curated record. Lineage: Eukaryota; Viridiplantae; Streptophyta; Magnoliopsida; Ericales; Balsaminaceae.